Dendroctonus ponderosae (mountain pine beetle) is the source of this 1130-nucleotide messenger RNA. Its product is annotated as juvenile hormone esterase-like. The coding region runs from base 6 to 1016 and encodes 336 amino acids. The transcript has 8 exons. The record is from RefSeq and is a predicted model, not a curated record. NCBI's taxonomy places the organism in Eukaryota, Metazoa, Arthropoda, Insecta, Coleoptera, Curculionidae.
UAAAUAUGCAUUUAUCCGGUACCAACUUUCAAAGUCUCAAUAUGUGGCCGGUUUUAGCAUGUGUUUUGUUUACCCUCCUUUCACAGUGUUCAGCUGAGGAUCUCAUAGUGACAAUAGCGAAUGGAAAAGUUCAAGGAACAUCGUACACAAGUGCUAAUGGAACUAGUUUCUACACUUGGAGGCACAUUCCCUACGCUCAACCUCCUGUAGGAGAUCUCAGAUUUUUGGCACCAGAAGCACCAGAUAAUUGGACGGAUAUACUGAAUGGAACGGAAGAUUCGCCCGCCUGUUGGUCAGUUGGAACAUUUGCGGGCACUCCAGAUCCGACCCAUGGACAAAGUGAAGACUGUUUGUACAUAAACGUUUACUCUUCAUCACCAAUGGCUGAUGAUACUCUUCGUCCGGUCAUGUUUUGGAUUUACGGUGGAGGAUUUUUUGCUGGGAAUUCAGACUUUGAUUAUUAUGAUCCUACACCGUUUUUGGAGGAGGACGUGAUAGUGGUCACAUUCAAUUACAGGCUAAAUGUUUUUGGGUUUCUUUCAACGGAAGACCAAAUAGUACCGGGAAAUGCAGCUCUAAAGGACCAACUGAUGGCUUUGAAAUGGACCAAGACCAAUAUCGCCUUUUUUGGCGGUAAUCCUCAGAAUAUAACAAUUUUUGGGCAAAGUGCCGGCGCCAUGUCGGUCGGAUAUCAUCUGGUUAGUCUAAAGUCCAGAGAUUUAUUUAGCGGUGCCAUAUUGGAAAGCGGAAGCGCCUUACGAGACUAUUUCCAAAGCAAUGCUAAUAAGAAUGCUUUGGCUGUUGCCAGUCAGAUAAAUUCCUCAAUAUCUACCACCAGCAGUUCGCAGAACAUUUUGAGCAUUCUACAAGCUGUAGAUGCUGAGAAAUUAGUAACUAUUGCUAAAGAAAUACAAUCAAAGGAAAUCUUGGAUGUGGCACAGUAUCGCACGCUGAAGAAGUGCCGUAUCUUUUCAACGUUUCAACCAGCCCGAUUCAUACUGAGGCUGAUUACUUAACUCGAAAGAGGCUUGUGAAGUUAUGGACAAAUUUUGCGAAAACCCAAAAUCCUACUCCCAAUGAUAACACUGCAGAUCUCUUACGACAAAUCACAUGGGACCAGUUUGAUGCAG